GAGUACCAAGAAAAAUGGAAACUAUUUGUAUUGCAUUUAUUAGAAAACAUAUUAUGCAUACAAAGCAAAGGAGUCAUAUUUGCUCGGUCAGUACAUAACCGACUUAAUGUUUUGAGUUCGCAUUGUCUGUGUGCUUAGUAACAAUAAUGUCUAGGCACAGACAAACAACUAUAUUCAUGCCUGCCUUGGGAGCUCAGCAUUCAGAAGUGUUAUGCUAUGAGGAGUCCAUUUUUUUAAAUAUUCUUGUCAACUCUUGGAUUAAACACAGGAAUGAUCCCCAUUUACAACAGAACAGCAUCACGAAUAAUUCCCAACGGUGGAAAGAUGUUGUUUUGGUGAUAUGAUCCCUGCGGUUUAAGCACGUGCGCUGUACACGGUAAUAGGCAUGUAAAGGAUUCUCUAGGCAAUUUAAAAUCGAGAACUAACCAGAUCCCUGUCAGCUCCGAGGUGAGGUCAGAACUUGCAUUUAUCACGCAUGCGCACAAUGAAAAAGCGCAGCGAUGUGGAGUGGACAGCGUCAACAGCAAGCCAAGCACGAGCGAGCGGCUUAAAUUUGACUUGAAGCUAAAGUUAAACUACAGCAGUCGCGCGGACACCGUGCUGAAGCAUUCGUUGGGGACUUUUCCUUUCAUUUGUCCUAAUUUAAGAUCUGGGUCUCUCAUAAUGAGGUUUCCUAACAGUAAACUGCACACGGCGGUGGAUGGAGAACACAAGGAUGUUUCAGCACACUUUAAAAAUCCUUUCGUGCACGAGUUGAGAUUCACUCCUUUGCAGAAACUCAAGAUAGCCGUAAUGACUGUGACACUCUUCCCCGUGCGUUUGCUGUUUGCUGCAUUCAUGAUGUUGCUUGCCUGGCCCUUUGCAUUUGUGGCCACUGUUGGCCGUUCUGAGGAUGCAGUAGAGCCUCUCUGCUGGUGGAGAUGGCUGGUGGAUUUGGCCUUAAAGGCCAUCAUGAGAGCAAUGUGGUUUUCUGGAGGCUUCCAUUGGGUCCGCGUGAAGGGACGGCCAGCUCUGCCCAGUGAAGCGCCCAUUCUCACAAUGGCCCCCCACUCAUCCUACUUUGAUGCCAUACCUGUCACCAUGACGAUGGACUCUAUAGUGAUGAAGGCAGAGAGUAAAGACAUUCCAGUUUGGGGAACUCUUAUUAAGUUCAUUCGGCCUGUGUUUGUGUCCCGUUUGGAUCACGACUCUCGGAGAAAGACCGUUGAGGAGAUCAGGCGCAGAGCAUGUUCUGCUGGCGAGUGGCCUCAGAUCAUGAUAUUCCCGGAGGGCACAUGCACCAAUAGAUCCUGUCUCAUUGCAUUUAAGCCUGGUGCAUUCAUCCCUGGAGUUCCCGUACAGCCUGUGCUGUUGCGUUAUCCCAACGAGAUGGAUACAGUCUCAUGGACAUGGCAAGGACCUGGAGCGUUUAAGAUUCUGUGGCUCACCUUAUGCCAGCUGCAUAAUUUUGUAGAAAUCGAGUAUCUUCCAACGUACACCCCAUCAGAGGAGGAGAAGAGGGACCCAGCAUUGUUCGCCAACAAUGUGAGGCGCAUCAUGGCUGAGGCGCUGGGGUUGCCCAUAAUAGAUUAUUCCUUUGAGGACUGCCAGCUUGCUAUGGCCAAAGGCCCUCUACGUUUGCCAAGACACACCUGCUUGCUGGAGUUUGCCAGGCUGGUACGGCGUUUGGGACUGAAGAUGGGGGUCACAGAUGAAGUCCUGCAUCAGGAAGCCUCCCGGGCCAGAAAGAUGGGUGGAACCAGACUGGAUGUGGAGGGCUUUGCUCUGUACAUAAACCAACCCCUGACAGAAGCAGUACAGGACAUCUUUUUGCUGUUUGAGAAGCAUGGUGAGAUGGAUGUAAGAGAGUAUGUCAUCGCAUUGUCUGUGGUCUGCAGACCUUUCAGAUAUCUGGAGACCAUUAAACUAGCCUUCAGGAUGUUUGAAGCACAAGAGGACGGAGCUGUUGUAGAAGAUGAAUUGGCCGUUAUUCUGAAAACGGCUCUUGGAGUUGGAGAUGUCACUGUUUGUGAUCUAUUCAGGGCCAUAGAUGGUCAAGACAAAGGAAAGAUCACAUUUGAUUAUUUUUGUUGGUUUAUGGAGAAAUGUCCAGAUUUUGUGGAGCAGUAUCACUGUCUCCAUGAGCAAGCCCCACAACACUCCACAGAAUCUGCGAUACCCUCAGAGUCCCGACCUUCAACUAACGGCUUCUGUGCUGACUUCAGCCCUCACGAUCCAAACACUCACAAUGCUUCACAAAGCAAGAAACUGGACUAAAUGCAGAUUGUCACCUUCCUUGUGUGACUUUUUUGUUUGUUUUUUUGCGUGUGUGUGUGUACUUCUGUGUUUAAGAGAGUUGAUGACAGACAAUAUUUUAAAGCGGAGUCUGAAUUUGUAUCUGGGAACAUUAGCUUUGGGAUUUUUCUAUUAAAUUGUUUUUUUAUUUAUUUUUUAUUCCCUUAAAGAAGUUUGACUUGUCUUCAGGGCUGUUUUAAUGCCUUGUGUUUUAUUUUUUGUUGAGAGAGAUUUAUUUAAACAGUUUUUCUACAUAAAGUGUCAUUUGGCUUAUUACAUGAGCGUGUUAUUUUUAAAUACAAACUUGUCUUAGCUAAUAUUCUUUGGGGUGUUAAGGUACAUUGAAAGUAAAAAAACAAACACAAAACAAAAUUAGGCCUGAUACUACAGGUACCAUUGUGUGCUUCACAAUUUGAAUAGUUAAAGCAUUUGAGUGAACCUAAAAAAAUCUGUGGUUGUACAUGAAAGGAAUGCUUCCAUCAAUACAACAUUCUUUACAGUAGAGAUUUACCUCUCAAAGAUUUGCUUGAUAAUGGUUUUGGUUUAACUCAAUUUCCUGCAAAUGCAUUUUAAUGAAAACUGUUUUGUUGAAAAUAGAGGUGUGAUGAAAGAUGUGAAACCUGUAGGUGGGUUGAAGUGUCAUUAUUUUGUCUCAUACCUGCAACCUGUCCUGUUUAAAAUCAUAGGAUAACAAAACAUGCAGUCAGUAUGAAACUUUCAGUACAAUGUGGUAUUG
Molecule: messenger RNA, 3010 nt
Organism: Myxocyprinus asiaticus (Chinese sucker)
Lineage: Eukaryota; Metazoa; Chordata; Actinopteri; Cypriniformes; Catostomidae
Product: lysophosphatidylcholine acyltransferase 1-like
Exons: 14
Coding region: 664-2256 (530 amino acids)
Source: RefSeq, a predicted model, not a curated record